Messenger RNA from Aspergillus pseudonomiae, 1889 nucleotides. RefSeq names its product UPF0187 domain membrane protein. The transcript has 6 exons. Gene Ontology annotation, molecular function: chloride channel activity. NCBI's taxonomy places the organism in Eukaryota, Fungi, Ascomycota, Eurotiomycetes, Eurotiales, Aspergillaceae. The coding region runs from base 191 to 1327 and encodes 378 amino acids. The record is from RefSeq and is a predicted model, not a curated record.
CUUAGUUUACUCCUUUUUCUGGGUUUAGUCUUGCAUUUUCAUUUAGUAUCCUUUGUAAAAGGGUCUAAUCACCCGCUUUCACAUACAUUCGUUUCUUUCUCCUUUCUUUUGUUAGAGUCUCGAUAGCGCUUACCUUCCUACCCUCGUUGAUCCCGUGCUCCUAAUCCGUUUGCACACUCCCAAACUCUCCAUGGAGGGACACAGCUCACCACCCGCUGCCGACGUGCCGGCACAGGCUGGAGAAGGUCCUGCUCCAGUUCAAGCCGACAUUCGUUCUCAUGCUGCUCAUCAUGACCAAGGAACCGUCCCGGAACGAGAGCCGUCACCAGGUCGCCGUAUAACCCCACGGCCGACCUUUCUAGACAACCUCGCCAAUUCGCGAGAUUCCCAGUUUAUGCUUGACCGACGGAACUCCAGCGAACUGGAUCGGUACUUCCAUGGCCCCCGUGACUUGGACAAGCAUUCGAAAUGGCCCACCUUCCUCCGAAUGCAUGGCAGUGUGCUGCCCAAGAUGAUCCUUCCGCUAUGUUUUGUUGCGGUGUGGGCUACUCUGAUUACACUCAUCUCGAGAUUUGUACACAGACUUGGGAUCAACAACAUUCUGCUCACAGUUACGGGUUUCGUCGUUGGUUUGGCACUAUCUUUCCGGAGUUCCACUGCUUACGAAAGAUGGGCUGACGGACGCAAAUACUGGUCACUGCUGAUCCAGACCUCGCGCAAUCUUGCUCGCACUAUCUGGGUCAACACUAAGGAACGCGAAGGAGAGUUGGGAAAGGAGGACCUCCUGCAAAAGCUAACCGCAAUGAACCUCAUCCUGGCCUUCGCUGUCGCGCUCAAACACAAACUCCGUUUCGAGCCGGACAUCGCCUACGAAGAUCUUGCAGGCCUGGCCGGCUACCUCGAUACCUUCGCCAAAGAUGCACAUGACCGCCAGCGCCUCCAGCCUCAGCGGAAGACACUCUGGAAGUCGACAGGUGAAUACCUGGGUAUCUCCUUUGCCGAAUCGAAUCCCAGGAAGCUCAUCAAGCGAUCCAAGAAACCACUGGGCCAUCUUCCUUUGGAGAUUCUCAACCAUUUGUCGGCUUAUAUCGACAGAUGUAUCGCAAACGAGACUCUCAACGUCAGUUUGCAUCAAGCACAAGCCAUCAACGGCCUGGCUACCCUGAAUGAAGUCGUCACGGGAACUGAGCGCGUCCUUGACACCCCUCUCCCAGCAGCAUACAGCAUCGCCAUCUCCCAAAUCGCCUGGAUCUACGUCAUGUCUCUACCCUUCCAACUCUAUAACUCCCUCACGUGGGUGACAAUCCCAGGAUCAAUCAGUAAAUAAUCCAUACCCUAACCCCUUAAAGAGAAUGCAUGGAGACUAACUAGCAAAUGCAGUCGCCGCAUACAUCAUUCUCGGUCUCGCCACCAUCGGCAGCGAAAUCGAGAACCCCUUCGGUCACGACGUCAACGACCUUCCUCUGGACACCUACUGCCGACAGAUUGCUUUGGAACUGGAUAUUAUCACCGCCGCUCCACCACCUCGCGUCGAAGAUUUCGCCACCCGCGACGAGAACUUGGUGCUGUAUCCGCUUAGUAUGGACGGAUAUAAUGAGUGGAAGGACCGGAGCGUCGAGGAGAUCAGAGCUGCGCUUAGAACGAAGGCGAUCGCCAACACUCCUUCUACUUCCUCGGGGUCGGAUGAGUCGACUAUUGUUGAAAGCGUGAACUGUAAACAAUCGGUUUAGCCGGACGAAUACGCGUCAAAAGUUGGAACUUGAACUUGAAAAAGAGAAAACCCCCAAAAAAGGAAUCGUUCUUUGAAAAGUUGCUAUCAGCGCCGGCAUUGGGUCUCUAUUUGGAGCAUGUGCGUUUCGGUGUUUCUGUUGAUUAAGGACAGGGAGUAC